This is a messenger RNA of Penicillium vulpinum, 2586 nucleotides long. Its product is annotated as putative pH signal transduction protein PalA. NCBI's taxonomy places the organism in Eukaryota, Fungi, Ascomycota, Eurotiomycetes, Eurotiales, Aspergillaceae. The transcript has 7 exons. Gene Ontology annotation, cellular component: endosome. Gene Ontology annotation, molecular function: protein binding. The record is from RefSeq and is a predicted model, not a curated record. Bases 1 to 2586 code for a protein of 861 amino acids.
AUGGCGUCGAAUAUCCUCCAACUCCCGUUCCGGCGCUCCCAUAGCGUCUCACUUUCCGAAGCAAUCACCCAGUAUAUCUCGUCUAAAUAUGACCAGCGCCCGGAUAUGUUCGCUGAGGAUCUGAUGAUCAUUGAUCGUCUACGAUCCGAGGCUGUGAAUGUUCAAGAACCUCAUUUUAGCGGUAUCAGUCGCCUUGUCACAUAUGCGGCUCAGUUGAAAUGGCUGGGUGGAAAGUUCCCAAUUGAUGUCGGAGUGGAUUUUUCGUGGUAUCCAGCUUUUGGCUUUAAUGCUUCGCGACCAGUUUCACAAAAUAACCUGCGCUUCGAACUGGCGAAUGUCAUAUUCAAUCUCGCCGCAUUAUACUCCCAGCUUGCAUAUGCGACCAACCGGACUACUGCAGAUGGACUCAAGCAGGCGUGCAACUACCUCUGCUCCGCCGCUGGAGUGUUGAGUCAUCUUCGAACAGAUAUCAUCCCAGACCUUCGAACCUCGCCGCCGGAGGAUAUGGACGAAAUGACACUGCAUAGUUUGGAACUUCUUUUGCUCGCACAGGGCCAAGAGUGCUUCUGGCAAAAAGCUGUGAAAGAUGGACUGAAAGACGUAUCUAUUGCAAAACUGGCCGCCAAGGUGUCUGACUUCUACGGCGAUGCAGGCGACUUGGCUGUCAAGUCUAAUGCGAUCAGCACGGACUGGAUCCAUCACAUGAGUGCAAAGCAUCACCACUUUGCUGCUGCUGCUCAGUUUCGACAAGCGCUUGACUGCUUGGAGAAGCGCAAGUAUGGAGAAGAGGUUGCUCGGCUGCGUGACUGUUUGAUAUGUGUCGGCGAAGGAUUGAAAGAGCAACGAUGGAUCAAUCGGACUGUCCUAGGUGACUUGAAUGGAUUGAAGGCUCGUGUCGCGGAAGACCUGAAACGUGCUGAGAAGGAUAAUGAUAUGAUCUAUCUGAACCCUGUGCCGCCUAAGUCUGAGCUCAGGACUAUUGAGCGCGCAAAUAUGGUUCUUGCCAAAGCACCCUCGCAGGUGACGGAUGCGAUCUCUAUGCUCGGCGAUAAUGGGCCCUUGGGCCAACCGCUGUUCUCGAAGCUGGUUCCAUACGCAGUUCACAUUGCCGCCAGUAUUUAUACUGAUCGUCGAGACCGACUGGUCAAUGAUACUCUCAUUGGAGAGCUAGAGUCAAUGACUGACAAGUUGCGCGACUUGCUUUCAUCGCUCAAUCUACCAGGGUCAUUACAAGCGCUCGAGAAACCAUUAGGUCUCCCGCCAACGCUUGUGUCGCAUGCCGAGGAAAUGCGCCAACAAGAUGGCCUGAAUCGUUUGCACCGGUCUAUUGAGGACACCGCUAGAGUCAAAGGCAAUGAUUUAGCUGUGUAUAAUGAAGGCGUUGAGCUUCUAGCGGCAGAGAAGGCCGAAGACCUGGCAGCUCGUCAUAAAUAUGGAACCGAUCGCUGGACCCGCCCAACCUCAGAAUCCGCCGCGCCUAAGCUCUACAAGAGUUUGACCGAAAUUGAGGGCUAUUUCACCUCUGCCCAGGGCAGUGAUGACCUCGUUCAGCGCAAGCUGCGAGAUUCACACUCUGUCUUCGUCGUUCUCACUGGCACGAAUCGGGACUUGGAAUCAUUUGUGCCAAGUAGCCGGAGGGUUGUGAUUCCGCCAGAGGUUGAGCGCGAGUCUAACCGGUUGCGCGGCUGUUUAAGCGAGGUCACUCGAAUGGAAAAUCGGCGGAGGCGGCGAAUUCAAGCGCUGAAGGAGAAAGCUCGCGCGGAUGAUAUUCAUCCGGCACUUUUGACGCAGACAGCUCGAUUGGAGCGGGAAUUCCCCAUGCAGACCAUCCAGGCGAGCCAGUUCGAGGAUUUGUUCGAGGAGCAGCUGAAGCUGUAUGAUUCGGACCGUGAGAUGCUGGCCCAGGAGCGAAGAGAGCAAGAUCAUCUUUCGGAUCAGGUCCGAGAAGCUAACAGGGCAUUUACUGGGUCUCAUAAGGGUGAUGCGUCGACAAAGGAAAGAGAAGCCGCACUGCAAGAUCUGGAAAAUGGAUACCUGAAGUAUAAGGAGAUCAUUUCCAACCUCGACGUCGGGCGAAAGUUUUACAAUGACCUUGCAAAGAUUGUAGGCCGAUUCCGUGAUGACGGAAAGGCCUUUGUCCACCAGCGUCGGAUGGAGGCAAGCCAGCUGGAAGCAGAUAUCUCCAAUGCUACAGCGAUGGCCUCACUGCAUAUUUCUCAGCCACACCUGCGUCAACAGCCGCAGGAAUCAGCUCGAACCCAUCACUCCCCCUUCGCCUACUCAACUGCGCAGCCGGCCCAGGCGCCGUCACAGUCGUCCCCACCCCUACGACCGGCUGAGACAGAACCCCCUCUCACGGCACCCCAACCUGUGCGCGCACCCGUAGCCCCGCCCCCAGUUUCUACGCCCAGCAUGCCCGGGGGUAUGCCGGGUAUGUGGGCCCCCGAAAUGGGGAUUCGAUUCGGAUCUGCCGGUGCUCCUCCGAAUGCUACUCCUAGCACAGGAGCUGGACCGGCCCCGAGGCAGCCCACUCGUGCUCCUCAGCCGGGGACCUGGGAUCCCAGCCAGGGACUGCGCUUCUCUUGA